AAUUGAGCCAAGGACCAGAGGUAUAUACCCGAUGACAAGAAACAUAUGUACUACUUGCACCGUGUCGGAAGGAGGUAGGACGCUACUCGCGUCGUAUAAAUAGUCCGGGGCAGAUUGAGAAAAAGACAAUCACUAUUUCACCCCAUGGCUACCACUCUUUCAACGUCUCUCACUGACAAAGUCGCCAUUGUCACCGGUUCAUCUCGUGGAAUCGGGGCAGCUAUCGCUCUUAGGCUUGCAGAAGAAGGUGCUAAAGUCGUGGUCAAUUAUGUCAGUAAUUUGCAAGCUGCAAAUGAAGUCGUCCAGAAAAUCAAACUAUCAGGCAAAGGAGAUGCAGUUGCGAUCAAGGCUGACAUUUCUACUGUUGAAGCUGGCACGAUUCUUAUCGAUGAAACUCUCAAGCUCUUUGGCAAACUAGACAUCCUCGUCUUGAAUGCCGCCGCCCUGCAGUAUCAAGUUCUCGCAGAUGUAACUGAGCACACAUACGAUACGCAUAUGAAUACUAACGUCAAAGGGCCAUUAUUUCUGUCGCAAGCUGCAUCCAAGCACUUUCCUUCCUCUGGUGGACGCAUCAUCUUCUUAUCCAGCUCCGUAACGAGUUUCAGUAGUAUUGGUCCCAAUUAUCUUGAAUAUGCGAUGUCGAAAGGCGCCGUCGAACAAAUGUCUCGCAUCCUCGCUAAAGACCUUGGCUCAAAAAACGCUACCGUAAACACCGUCUCUCCUGGCCCAGUAGACACAGAGCUUUUUCGUGCAGGCAAACCUCAAAGUCUCAUAGACUCCAUUGCUAGUCAAAGUCCCAGUAAGCGCAUUGGCAGGCCAGAAGAGAUUGCUCCUGUCGUCGCGUUCCUUGCGAGCGAGGCAGCCCAAUGGGUGAAUGGACAGAAUAUUGGAGUGAAUGGGGGUUUCAUCUUGUAAGCGGUGAAAUCAAAUUCUCUCUUUAGAUGAAGAACUUGUAUGAACGUAGAACGUCUGGGGUGUGGUAGUAGUAC
Lentinula edodes (shiitake mushroom) is the source of this 989-nucleotide messenger RNA. RefSeq lists its product as uncharacterized. NCBI's taxonomy places the organism in Eukaryota, Fungi, Basidiomycota, Agaricomycetes, Agaricales, Omphalotaceae. Gene Ontology annotation, molecular function: oxidoreductase activity. The coding region runs from base 145 to 915 and encodes 256 amino acids. The transcript is spliced from 6 exons. The record is from RefSeq and is a predicted model, not a curated record.